Molecule: messenger RNA, 4738 nt
Organism: Populus euphratica (Euphrates poplar)
Lineage: Eukaryota; Viridiplantae; Streptophyta; Magnoliopsida; Malpighiales; Salicaceae
Product: putative disease resistance RPP13-like protein 1
Exons: 5
Coding region: 154-4026 (1290 amino acids)
Molecular function (GO): ADP binding
Source: RefSeq, a predicted model, not a curated record
AGACUGUCAGAAAUUGAUGCAGUUCUUAAGGAUGCAGAAGAGAAGCAAAUCAUAAAUUCGACUGUGAAAAUCUGGCUUACCAAGCUCCGAGAUUUGGCUUAAGAUGUGGAGGACGUACUGGACGAGUUUCAAACAGAAGCUUUGGCAAGCAAGAUGAGGGCAGAAUCUCAAGCCAGCAGCAGUACUGUCCGGAAGCUCCUCCCAACUUGUUGUGCUGGUCUGAAUCCAAGUGCUAUUGAGCUUAAUAUGAGGACGGGGUCCAGGCUGCGGGGCAUAACUACACGACUAGAAGCAAUUGCUAAAGAGAAAAAUGAGUUCGACGUGGGAAUCAUGGCUGAACAGAGGUCAAAAGGAGUGAAAAAAAGGGCGACUACAUCACUGGUCAAAGAAUCCGAUGUUUGUGGGAGGGACAAUGACAAGAAGGCCAUACUGGAAUUGUUGAUGAACGAUGAUGCUAGCAACGUUGAGUACUCCGUCAUUCCAAUAAUUGGAAUGGGUGGUAUCGGGAAGACAACUCUUACUCAACUUGUCUACAAUGAUGAGAGAGUGAAGUUUGAUUGCAAAGCAUGGGUCUGUGUUUCUGAUGAUUUUGACAUUCCGAGGAUAACAAAAACAAUUCUCCAGCACUUGGAAAGUUGUGAAGAUAAUGAUUUAAAUGUUCUUCAAGAAAGAUUGAAGGAAAAAUUGUCUGGAAAGAAGUUUUUGAUAGUGUUGGAUGAUGUUUGGAGUAACAACUAUGAUGACUGGACAGCCCUUUCUCUUCCCUUCAGUGCAGGAGCAAGAGGGAGCAAAGUCAUCAUCACAACUCGUAGUGAAGACAUUGCUUCAAAAAUGGGCUCUGUUCGUGCUUUGACUUUGGAGAGGCUAUCAUUUGAUGAAUGUCUACGCAUAUUUACCCAACAUGCUUUGGAUUCCAGAAAUUUUGAUGCUCAUUUGGAAUUGAAAGAAAUAGGAGGAGAGAUAGUGGAAAAAUGUAAAGGAUUGCCUUUGGUUGCAAAGACACUUGGAGGACUCUUACGCCACAAGCAGAACCUUGAAGAGUGGGAAGAUAUUUUGAGCAGUGAGAUGUGGAAUUUGCCAGAAACUGAAAGUGGCAUUCUUUCAGCUUUGAGAUUAAGCUAUAAUCAUCUUCCUUCCCAUUUGAAGCAGUGUUUUGCUUACUGCGCAAUCUUUCCUAAAGAUUAUGAGUUCGACGAGGACGAGCUAGUUUCCCUGUGGAUGGCAGAGGGUUUUCUGAAGCAAACAACGAAAAAGAAGCACAUGGAAGACUUAGGCCAUGAAUAUUUUCGUGAUUUAUCAUCAAGGUCGUUCUUUCAACGAUCUAGUAGCAACAUAUCACGAUUUAUAAUGCAUGAUCUUAAAAGUGAUCUUGCUUGGUUUGCUAGUGGAGAAAUAUGCUUUUACUUGGAUGACACGAAGAAGGAACCAUGCUCAGUAGAAUCAUAUGCUGCAGUUCGCCACUCUUCAUUCACUUCUCAUAGAUAUGACAUUUCUCAAAGAUUUGAUGUCUUCUAUGAAAUGAAAAACUUGCGAACAUUCUUAGCACUGCCAACUUAUUUAUCACAGUCAAGGCCUUAUCACUUAUCUAGCAAGGUGUUAGAUGAUUUAGUGCCAAAAUUAAAAUGUUUAAGGGCAUUGUCACUGGCUGGUUAUUCUGUAGAGGAAUUGCCAAAUUCUACUGGUACCUUAAAGCGUUUACGUUACCUUAACUUGUCCUAUACUUGGAUUAAAAGAUUACCUGAAUCGUUGGGUGUACUCUUCAACUUGCAGACUUUGAGGUUACGUGGGUGCCCGAAGCUUGUUGAGUUGCCCACAUGUGUUAUCAAUUUAAUUAAUUUGCAGUGCCUUGAUAUUAGAGAUACAGAUGGGUUGCAGGAGAUGCCUCCGCAGAUAAGCAAAUUGAUAAAUCUUCGCAUGUUGCCUAAGUUUAUCGUGGGAGAAGGAAAAGGGCUUGGGAUAACGGAGUUGAUGAAGCUUUCGCAUUUACAAGGGCAGCUUAAAAUAGAGGGGUUGCAUAAGGUGAAUAUUCGAGAUGCAGAACUUGCAAAUCUGAAAGAGAAGACAGGUCUAUGUGAGUUAGCCUUGCAUUGGAUUAGUAAUUUUGAUGAUUCACUACGAAAUGAAAGGAAUGAACUGCAUGUCCUCGACUCAUUAAAGCCCCACCGAAGUCUAGAAAAGCUUUCAGUUACAUCAUAUGGCGGUACCGAGUUUCCAUCAUGGAUAGGGGAUAGCUGUUUCUCUAAAUUAGUGCACCUAAAGCUUUCUACAUGUCAGAAGAUCACAUCACUUUCAUCGGUUGGAAAACUCCCUGCUCUAAGGCAUUUGAGCAUAGAAGGAAUGGAUGGGGUGAAAGAAGUGUAUGCUGAGGAUUUCCAAUCUCUUGAGACUUUAUACAUCAGAAAUAUGUUGGGGUGGGAGCAAUGGUUGUGUUCUGACGGUGUCACUGAAAGUACCGUGGGAAAAUUUCCUAAACUCAGUGAGCUUACCUUGAUGAAUUGUCCGAGGUUGAUUGGAGAUUUGCCAAGUUGCCUUCCUUCCCUCAAAAAGCUUCACAUUGAAAAAUGUCAAGGGGUGGUUCUCGAUCUCAGAGCUGCGCCUGAUCUAACAUCCCUCUCAAGCUUACAAUUAAUUCAAAUAUCCGGCCUUUCAAGUUUACAUGAAGAGCUCGUGCAGGCCUUGGUGGCGCUUGAAGAUCUUGAUCUUGUAUGUUGUAAUGAAUUGACUUACUUGUGGCAAGAUGGGGUUGAUUUAGACAAACUUUCGAAUUUAAAACGUUUACGGAUCGUUGAAUGUGAGCAGCUCGUGUCGCUGGUAGAGAGCGAGGAAGGGAUUUUGCCUUGCAAUCUUGAGGUUUUGACCGUGGAAGACUGUUGUAACUUGGAGAAGCUGGCAAAUGGGCUGUGCAGCCUCACAUCGCUCAGAGACUUGACAAUACUUACAUGCACAAAGCUAGAGUGCUUUUCUGAAGGAGCAGGUUUGCCUCUCUCUCUCAAACGUCUUGAGAUUUCAGGUUGUGAUUCUCUGAGAUCGUUGCCCGAUGGAAUGAUGACAAUGGUGAACGACAGCGAUUGUAACCAGUGCCUUCUUGAAGCGUUGUCAGUUACUGCUUGUCCAUUCCUAAAAUCGCUUCCUACAGGGAAGUUGCCAAAAACACUCAAGUUCUUGAGCAUUUCCUGGGAUAACCAAGAGUCUCUUCUAGAGGCGAUUUUGCAACGUGAUGCAAGGGAGACAUCUGGCUCUAAUCUUGAGCAUUUAACACUACAGAUUUUAUCUGCCACAUCCUUCCCAACUGGCGAGUUUCCUAUUUCUCUGAAGGAACUUACUAUUGUCAAUUGCAGAAUACCGUCAUUACCACCCCUGCAUUUCCUCUUCCAUCUCACUGAGUUGAAGAUAAUUGGGUGCAAUGAGUUGAAGUGGUUCCCCAAAGAGGGCUUGCCCCUACCAAAUAUCAUCUCUCUUGUCAUACACCGUUGUGAAAAGUUGAGGUCCCUACCCACUCACAUGGAUAGCCUCAAGUCUCUUCAAGAUUUAAGGAUAUCUAAAUGUCACCGUCUGGAUUCCUUUACGGAAAGGGGUUUGCCACCUAACCUGACUUCACUUGAAAUUCUUAAUUGCAAAAUUUCACUGCCAAUGUCUGAGUGGGGACUCCGCAUGCUCACCUCUCUUAAACGAUUCUCAGUCGAAUCUACAAUGGAUGUGGAUCGCUUUCCGGAUGAUGAAGGUCUGCUGCUUCCCACUUCGUUAACUUGUCUUGUGAUCUCUAAUCAGGAGAAUCUUAAAUCGAUAUCCAGAGGCGUCCAACACCUCACCUCCCUUGAAGUAUUAAACAUUUUUGAGUGCCCUAUACUCCAGUUCUUCCCCAGGGAGGGCUUCCCUCUCUCUCUUGGAUGUAUACGUAUCCGUGACAGUCCUCUUCUGGAGGAACGAUGCUUGAAAGAGAAAGGAGAUUAUUGGUCCAUCAUUGCCCACAUCCCCAAAGCUGAUAUCUUUGUUCAGAAGGAUUUGAAAGAGAAAAAAAUCAGAUAAUCAGGCAAGCAAUGGAUUAACUUGAGGAAAUAAGUUUGGCUGGUCUGUUGUCCAGGCUGGAACCUCUGCAAGUUGCAACUCCAACAUAAUUUUUUGUGAUCAUGAGCAAGUAUCAAGUCUCCAUCACUUAAUAUUAGGGAUCCGAGAUUUUAAGGUGGCUUAGGUUCCGACAGACAGUCUUCAAUCAAACGAGGAGGCUUGCCUGUUUCAUGAUCUUUAACAUACAAGUUAAGGAGACUUAUAGGCAUUCUAUUAUUCUUGGAUGCAAUUCGGUGUCUGAUGUUCAUUUAUGCGGGCAAACUGUACUUUACAAGCCUGUGGAGAGGCCAAAUGAAAGGCUGCAUCUCAAAUCCGGGGUGGCAAAAAGUAGAGCGAACUAAACUAGAAAUUUUGUAAUGCAGAUGCAAAAUGUGUGGAGGCAAAUUUCAUCAUGUUAUUCACAGCCAUGAGCUGUACAGCAUGAACGAUUCUCAUCGUUGAGAGGACUCCUUCUCUGGGUCUUUUCAGCACACGUGUACACAGCGUAGCUUUUCCUCUUGUCUUAUUGUUUGAAACCCAUUGUUGCAGAGGGUGAGGAAUUUGUUCCUGUGAGAAUCAAAUGCUGUUAAACCUUUGUUAUAGUGGAUUUUUUCUCGGAGUUGGUCCCGAGGCUUUUCCCUCGAAGUAGGGUUUUCCACGUCAAAUCUGGCGUUCAUGUGGAUGCAUGUGCUCU